Messenger RNA from Haliotis rubra (blacklip abalone), 1551 nucleotides. Its product is annotated as beta-1,3-galactosyltransferase 9-like. Gene Ontology annotation, molecular function: hexosyltransferase activity. Lineage: Eukaryota; Metazoa; Mollusca; Gastropoda; Lepetellida; Haliotidae. Gene Ontology annotation, cellular component: membrane. The coding region runs from base 170 to 1459 and encodes 429 amino acids. The record is from RefSeq and is a predicted model, not a curated record. The transcript has 2 exons.
UAGCUUACAAUGUGUUAGUCAGAAGGCUGGACACUUGUAGCUGAUAUAGCCAUUUAUAACCUGAUCAACAGCAGGUUAAGACACAACCAGGUGAUAUAGCCAUUAUAGCCUCCCAGGAUACAGAAACACAUUCUCCCAGAGUGGAUGCGAGUUGCUGCCCUAAGUGACGAUGAUUGUUCUGCGUGUAAAGGCUAUACAGACCAUCGUGGUGCUGUCUCUGGUCGGGGCACUGAUCAUGAUAAUACUGUACAGUGCCUCUACCAGCCAUAAUCACAGUUCAAUGAGAUCCCUUGGACAACGUAGAUCCUUUAGACAACAUGGAAUCCAUAGAAAACUCCCAAAGCAUUUGAGAGACAGAAAUAUAAAUCAUGGCAGAGCAUACAAACGUGGUCACAGAAAACAUCCCAAGUUUCUGAACCUUCUGAAGGCUGACUUGAAAAAGAGAAAGAAGAAGAAUCGAAAUAAGAAACAAAUCACGAAUGAAACAAAGGAACACAAUCCCAAAGUAAAGCAAAGGAGAAGAAAAGCAAAGGUACAGCUCAAUCAUCACGACUCCAAUUUACGAACUGAUUUAAUAAGAGCAUUUGCACUCACAGACAAUGAUGCCAGGCAUCCCUUUGCAAAUAAGCAUCAGUUCAAUUAUACUCUCAGCCCAUCCAAAUGUCACAAGAAACCUGUCUUCCUGUUGACAAUUGUUCACUCUCAGCCACAUGAUAUUCAGCAAAGGUUAACUUUCCGAAAAACCUUUGGUCUAAUCCAGUCAUCAUGGAGAAAGAAAAUUGUGUAUGUUUUUAGUGUAGGACUUGUUAGUGAUCCCAAAAUACAGGAGGAACUUCAGAAAGAGGCUGCGACCUUUCAUGAUAUUAUUCAAGGAGGGUUUCUUGACCUUGAGGAAAACCUGGCUCUUAAACAUAUCAUGGGUCUCCACUGGAAGAAAAAACACUGCCCCCAAGCAAAAUUUAUUCUUAAAAUUGAUGAUGACGUGUUUAUCCACCCCUUUGGGAUAAUCCAAAAUAUUUUAGCAAAGUCCAUGCGGAAGCGUUUCAUUAGUUGUAGAGAAGGGUCGAACAAGGUUGUUGUUGACAAAAUGAAGAGUCGUAAGCUGAGAUCAACAUAUCCUGCCGACUUUCUCCCAAGCUUCUGUAAUGGGUACGCUGUUUUGAUGUCAUCAGAUGUUGCUUCAGGAUUACUGGCAGCAUCACAGAAAGUACGCUACGUCCCACUUGAGGAUUUGUUCGUAACUGGCGUACUGAGAGUUGUGUCUGGAGUAGGACUCAGUUCCAAGGAAGUCAUCCAUGGGCAAUGCAAUCCAAGACUCUUCACAGGCAAGGAAAUUACUAAAGUCACGGCUCUUCAUUUGGAAGGGAAAUGUAAGAAUAAAAUGACAAAACUGUGGAAAAGGUAUCAUACAGUUUUGAAAAGCAAAAAAACAUUGAAAAUUCAAGAUGGUUUACAGUAAACUGAAUUAGUUUCUUAUUUAAUUUGAGCAUGUAAAGCAUGACCUAAAUAACAUACCAUUACCAAGCAGUAAAUAAACUAAUGUAAUCCCUC